CCUUCGUCGAUAUCCUUCCUCUCUGGGUAUCUCCUCCCUCUCUUCUCUCAGCUUUCCCAUCUUCGUCGGUGUCGGAGCUUAUGGCGUCGUCUCUCCUGAAAAACCUAAUCCGUUCGCAAGUUCUUCCUCUGUCCAGAAGGAACCACAGCCUCAUCGGCACUCAAAUUAGCAAUCACACUGCCAAAUGGAUGCAGGACACAAGUAAGAAAUCACCCAUGGAACUGAUAAAUGAAGUUCCACCUAUCAAAGUUGGGGGAAGGAUCGUUGCUUGUGAAGGAGACACCGAUCCGGCUCUGGGUCAUCCCAUUGAGUUCAUAUGCCUCGACUUGGACGAGCCUGCAGUCUGCAAGUACUGUGGCCUCCGCUAUGUGCAAGAUCACCAUCACUAGUCCAAGCUUUGAAGUUUAUAAAGUCUUUUAAUUUUCGGCACAUAAUAAGAGAGGGUUCAAUCGCAAGUGUGAUAUGGUGUGCGAUUGCACUAGGCUUGGAUUCCUUUACAAUGUUUUGUUUCUCAGGUUUGCAACUCCUUGUGGAAGAAUAUAUCACAAGAGAACAUUGUGUUGAUCUUUAUGCAGCUGUCUGAAUCACUUGUUGUUCAGAAAUGUUUAAAGGGAUUAGGAAUUCCCAUUAAAUUUAAAAAA
Tarenaya hassleriana is the source of this 641-nucleotide messenger RNA. RefSeq names its product NADH dehydrogenase [ubiquinone] iron-sulfur protein 6, mitochondrial-like. The transcript has 4 exons. Bases 81 to 389 code for a protein of 102 amino acids. The record is from RefSeq and is a predicted model, not a curated record. Gene Ontology annotation, biological process: mitochondrial electron transport, NADH to ubiquinone. NCBI's taxonomy places the organism in Eukaryota, Viridiplantae, Streptophyta, Magnoliopsida, Brassicales, Cleomaceae.